Messenger RNA from Hibiscus syriacus, 1561 nucleotides. RefSeq names its product protein SAR DEFICIENT 1-like. Gene Ontology annotation, cellular component: nucleus. Gene Ontology annotation, biological process: regulation of salicylic acid biosynthetic process. Lineage: Eukaryota; Viridiplantae; Streptophyta; Magnoliopsida; Malvales; Malvaceae. The record is from RefSeq and is a predicted model, not a curated record. Bases 64 to 1473 code for a protein of 469 amino acids. The transcript has 8 exons. Gene Ontology annotation, molecular function: sequence-specific DNA binding; DNA-binding transcription factor activity; calmodulin binding.
AUUUCGGUUGCUAUCUGUUCAUUUGUUUUUUUCCUUUCAAAUCUCUCAAUUCACCUGAAGAAAAUGGCGACGAAACGGCUUCUUAGUGAAUCAUGUUCCGAUCCAAAUGAGUCGGCGAAGGAAAAACGCAUGAAACUUCUUCCUUCUUUUGCUGCUGUGAUCGGAGACGAUGCCAUGGUUAAAUGCUUGUCUGCAGCUCUUGAACCAGUCCUUAGAAGAGUGGUGAACGAAGAAGUAGAGCGCAGUCUUCGAAACCGAAUCCGUUUUUUCAGCAGGUCCCCCUCUCUUCGAAUCCAAGCGCCGGAGCCAUCGACCCUCGAGCUGAUUUUCCCUAAACCCCUUACCGUUCCGAUCUUUACCGGCAGCAAGAUCGUCGAUGAAGAGAGUUACCAGCUUCGAGUCAUGUUGGUUGAUACCAGGGGAAACCAAACGGUCCCGGUUCUUUUUCCAAGCCCAAUUAAAGUAGAUAUCGUGGUUCUGGACGGCGACUUUCCAUCUGUCGACGGUAAGAGUUGGAGUAGCGAAGAGUUUGAUCGGAGCAUCGUGAGAGAAAGAACUGGGAGACGUCCCUUGCUUACCGGAGAGUUAACGGUCACGGUGCGGGACGGAGUUGGCUUGAUCGGUGAUAUCGAAUUAACGGAUAAUUCAAGCUGGAUUCGGAGUCGGAAGUUCCGAAUCGGUGCAAAGGUUGCGCAAGGGAGUUCCAAUGGUGUUCGGAUUCGAGAAGCCAUGACUGAAGCUUUUGUUGUCAAAGACCAACGUGGCGAACUAUACAAGAAACAUCAUCCACCCACGUUGGGAGAUGAGGUUUGGCGUCUAGUGAAGAUCGGUAAAGAUGGAGUAUUCCACAAAAGGCUAGCCUCUGCGUGCAUUAACACAGUGCAGGACUUCUUGAAAAUGUGGGUCGUCGAUCAUGCCAGGCUUAGAACUAUUUUAGGCACCGGAAUGUCGGAGAAAAUGUGGAGCGUCACAAUCAAGCAUGCCAAAACUUGUGUCAUGGGAAACAAACAUUAUGUUUUUGGAGGAUCGAAUUGCAGAAUCUGGUUGAGUCCCAUUUGCCAACUUAUUAAAGCAGAGAUCAAUGGGACAUUUUAUCCUACUCACAACCUCGGUGGUACUAACAAAGCAUACUUUGAAAACUUGGUCAGACAAGCAUACGCAAAUUGGUCUUCCCUGGAAGAGAUAGAAGAGAUUUCCAAUGAAAUCGGCCUUCUCACGCAAGGGGAUCAUGUGGUAGACCCAUACCCCAAUCAUCAACAAACCAUGGUGAGAUCAUUUCAACAAAAUGCGUAUCUCACUGAUUGUUCGAUCGAGGGAUAUUUGCCGAGCGAAAUGCAAGCAGACGGCGGUAGCUGGGAAGCAAGUCCGACGUAUUUCAACACCGUAAAUGAAAAUGGGGUGGGAAUAAACAUAUUGAAGUCGAAUUCGGAAGACGAUUUGACAUCUCCGAGAUCCUUUAUCACAGAGGGUUGAAGGUGACUUAUGCAUAACUGUUGAAGCAUUUAGCAUAAACGUGGGAACGUAUUUAAGUUGCAAGUGUACUUCUUUUUCUUCCUUCCCC